This is a messenger RNA of Culex quinquefasciatus (southern house mosquito), 820 nucleotides long. RefSeq lists its product as uncharacterized. The transcript is spliced from 3 exons. Gene Ontology annotation, cellular component: centriole; non-motile cilium. The record is from RefSeq and is a predicted model, not a curated record. Bases 86 to 718 code for a protein of 210 amino acids. Gene Ontology annotation, biological process: cilium assembly. NCBI's taxonomy places the organism in Eukaryota, Metazoa, Arthropoda, Insecta, Diptera, Culicidae.
ACGCCGAAGCAAAACGUAAACAAACGCGACCUUGCCCCUCAGUGUAACGGAACUUUUCAAGAUUUACGAGUUUAUCGAUAAAACUAUGGCCAUUCCUUUGGACGCGCGCGAAAUCCUGAGCCACCUGAACCAGCUCGGCUACCGGAACAUUACACCGGAACAGCUGAAGGAGUUCCAGAAGGACCUGCGAAAACUGAUCAAGUUUGACACCCGAACGCUCGACACCCUGGUCCACCCGGAAGCGCUGAAACAGGCAACCCAACAUAUGAACACCUUCCAGCGACUGCAUACACUGACCACAAUCAGCUACAAUGCGAAAAUAAACCGGAAGUCGACUGGUGGUUCUUCCAGGGGACAAACUGCUCCCGCCAGUUCGACGGCACCACCAGCGGAGAAGGUUUCCCGAGGAGGGACGCCACUUCCGGAUGCGGUGGACAAUCAUUCACAGAAUCGGGAGCAGGAAAAGGAGAACCAGCUUCCAACUGCGACGGCGGUGAAAGCGAAGAAACAUCAAAAAGAGAAAGAUACUGAUCCGGCGAACAAAAUGUGGAUCCGACCGAGAAGCACCAGUGCGAUUGGCUUCCGCAAGAAUGAUCCGGUGUCGCUGUACCAUGCGUACCAGAAAGAGUGGACCAAGUUCAAAAAGCAACUUCCAGGAGAGAACAGUCAUUCCGACCUUCGGUGGCAGGUUCGGACGAAGCUGCUUGCGGAGAAGUGAUUUUUCUUCUUCCUGAAGUUAUUUUGCGUUUUCCGUCCAGAAACUCACUAAUUUUAAGUAAUUGACUGACUAUUAAUAAAAAUAAUGAUGCAUAUAAUGAAA